Messenger RNA from Trichomonas vaginalis G3, 558 nucleotides. Its product is annotated as organellar and viral DNA polymerase type B. Bases 1 to 558 code for a protein of 185 amino acids. Lineage: Eukaryota; Parabasalia; Trichomonadida; Trichomonadidae. The transcript has a single exon. The record is from RefSeq and is a predicted model, not a curated record.
AUGGACAAAGAUUGCGAUAUGGUAUAUAAGAACAUCUCUGACAUAUAUAAAUCUGAAGAAUUUAAGACCUACGACAACUUUGUUUCGUUAGUUGCAGAAUGUGUAUGGCAGAUAAGAGAUAAAGAUAGAAGAGGUAAGGUAUGGAAUGAACAGAUAAAACCAGCAGCUUUUGAGUUAAAGAAAACCAUUGACGCCUUGGUUGUUUUAGCAGGUAAGGUUUCAGAAUAUAACGCAAAAAUGAACCCGCAAUGUUCUAAAUGUAAAGCAGCAAUGAGGAAAUAUAACUACUCCGUCAAAGAGAUAGAACGUAUGCGAAACGACUAUGCAGAUUUAAAGAAAGAAGCAGAAAAGCCAGCAGAAAAUAAAAUGGACAUGUUAGAAUUUCUGAACAAAAACUAUCCAACUGCUGACGAUUUCCUUCUAUCUGACGUCAAGAAGAAGUAUAAAGAAACUUUCGGUAUCGUUAAAACAUUCGAUGUACUAAAAGAAGAAAUAGAAGCUACGAAAUUGUUUAAAGUCAUGAACCAUCGCAACAUAUACCAUGUAAAACGCUUGUAA